Molecule: messenger RNA, 4575 nt
Organism: Pezoporus occidentalis (night parrot)
Lineage: Eukaryota; Metazoa; Chordata; Aves; Psittaciformes; Psittacidae
Gene: SLC25A38
Product: solute carrier family 25 member 38
Biological process (GO): glycine import into mitochondrion
Cellular component (GO): mitochondrial inner membrane; mitochondrion
Molecular function (GO): glycine transmembrane transporter activity
Source: RefSeq, a predicted model, not a curated record
UGGUUCCCAGAAAAGCAGCUCCUGGAAGCUGCUGUGCGCUCCUCCCAGCCUCCUUCUGCUCCUCUGAUAAGGAAUGGAGCUCAGGCCCGUGGGCUGAGGGCUGAUGCCAGUCUACAAGUGCCUCACUGCCGUGAAGGUCCCUUCCAACCCCAACUAUUCCAUGACCCUGUGACUCGAUGCUCUGGAAGCUCACCCCUCUGCUGCAGGCCCAGGAGGUGGAAGACCAAGCAGACACCGCGGGGGCCCGGCGGCAUGGCGGCGACGCCUCAGGCGGCACCGGCCUGUGGCGGGGCUACGGGGCGCGAAGGGUUAAGCUCAGGCGCAUGCGCUUCCCGCCCCCCGGGUUGGCUGCUCGGAUUGGCCAGCGGCGCGCUUGCGUCAGUGCGUCCCGGCGCGCUCAAUGGCUGCGGGGCGGCGCUGGGAUGCCGCGGCGAGAGGCUGAGAUGCAUCCAGUCUUAAAGGCCUUUGUGUGUGGCUCCAUCAGUGGGACUUGCUCCACACUCCUCUUCCAACCCCUGGACCUGCUGAAAACUCGCCUGCAAACUCUGCAGCCUGCUGUGAAUGGGUCCAGCCGUGCUGGGAUGGUAACACUGCUCUUCAGGGUUGUUCGUACUGAGAGUCUUCUGGGGCUCUGGAAAGGAGUCUCUCCAUCCUUUGCAAGAUGUAUUCCUGGGGUUGGGAUUUACUUCAGCACCUUGUACAUGAUGAAGCAAAAGUUUCUAGUGGACCGGUCACCCACAGCCCUGGAGUCUGUCCUUCUGGGUGUCACUGCACGUGCAGUUUCUGGGGUUUGCAUGUUGCCAGUGACUGUAGUGAAGACCCGAUAUGAGAGUGGAAAAUUUGGCUAUGGGAGUGUAUAUGGAGCUCUGAAGAACAUCUAUCAGACGGAAGGGGUUCGUGGCAUGUUCAGCGGGCUCACUGCCACACUACUGCGGGAUGCUCCCUUCUCUGGCAUCUACCUGAUGUUCUACACACAGACCAAAAACCUCACACCUCAGGACGAGCUGGAUCCAAUGCUCAUGCCCUUGCUGAAUUUUGGCUGUGGGAUCUUUGCGGGAAUCUUGGCCUCGCUGGCAACGCAGCCUGCUGAUGUCAUCAAAACACACAUGCAGCUAUCCCCACAGAAGUACCGCAGGACAAGCCAGGCCAUUGCCUUCAUCUACAAGGACUUUGGGUUGGCAGGCUUUUUCCGAGGCGGUGUACCCCGUGCCCUCAGACGCACUCUCAUGGCAGCAAUGGCAUGGACGGUGUAUGAACAGAUGAUGGAAAAAAUGGGCUUGAAAUCUUGACUCUCUUGCACAAGAAGUGACCAGCUUCACUCCUGCUGCUGCUUGCUGUGGUCAACUGGCACUAGGAACUUCCCAGUUCCACAGAGGUAUAAGCUUUGCUCAGCCAGGAGGAAGAAAGUCCUGAUACAGGGGAUUAGGCCUUUUGGCAACUAGAGGAAAGGAAGGGUUGGAUCUUUGUGUCACUAGAUCAGUCCAUUCCAGAAGGACUUCACUUGCAGACUGCCAUGGGCAAUGGCAGGGUUUCUACAGCCUGGUAACUAUGCUAAGAAGCCCCUUUUACAAAUAGCUGUGUUCCCCACCUUUAUUCAGUGAGAUGUUGCUGAGUCAAAAGCAUUUGAGGCGAAAACAGUGGUUGAAGAACCUGCCAGCCUGAUCCUUGCUGGUCUGGCCAGGAAGACCACAAUGACCCACUGUGUGAUGUAGAACCUCCUUCCUGCUAUGGUUUGUUCUGUAGAUCCUCCUUCCUCAUAUGCUUUGUUCUCACAGGGGAGCGUUGCAGACCAUGGUGGGAAACUGGAUGUCUCUUACUGUGUAUAUCACAGGAGUGGGUGGAAGAGAAAUGCAGUGCUGAAGGAAAGCCAGGAACAUUGUUUCUGUCAUCACUUUGUGCUGUGUAUGGUAGCAGAGAAGGUAACUGGUACCUCCUUGCUGUGUCAUGUGUUAUCAUGUAAUUAAGCAUCUUAACAUUCUUGAAAUGUGCUUCUGCCUCUACAGCAGUGUUUGCACAGGAAUUAAGAAGCAUAAGGCACUUUAAAAUUGAUUGCUACCAAAGUUGUACUUCUUCCCUGAGAAACGUUUUUCCUGCUGGUUUCACAAUAUCAGGAAUGCUCAAGUAUUACAUUUUUUAUCCAGUUGUACUAGAGAUUUAUUUGCUUCCUACUAUCCAUUUGUUAAUCCCUGAUCAACACCCUAAGUGUGAGCUGGUCCUUAGGUGUAGCUUUUAGGGUCAUAGCUCAUAGUGCAUAAAUGUAUAAUGGAAGUAGAUAUAGAUACUGACACUUUAGAUUUCCCUUAAAAUCUGCUGCUGAUUGCAUGUGGAAUAUGUUUGGGUUUGGAAAGAAAAGGCUGGUCUUUUCUGUUUGAAGAAGGUUGAAACAUGAGUGUUUGGUAGGGAACUUGAAUUCUCUUUGGGCUCCACACAGACCCUUCUCAGUUUCCUGACUUAUCAUUUUCUCUUAGCAGGAUGCCCACAGUUCAGAAUUCCUGAGUUUAAGCUUAGAUAAAUACAUUUCUUUUCAUCCACUGUGCCUUCUUCCUCAUUCCUACUUUGUUAAGGCAGACCUCAGAGCGUGUGCUGUCCAAACUUGGGUACAGCCUGCUCCCCUCUUCACUUGUGCCUCUGCUGGCUGGCUGGGUUGGAAUUGUUGCAGCUCUGUUGGCAUUGCCAAGCUGGGCAUGGAAGUGUGCAUCUUCUUCUGUAGUGUGCCUUGCAGAAAACAUAGCUUUGGCUCUUCUUAAAUAUCUAGGGAUAUUACAAAUCACUUUAGAAACAGAGCAGAUGUCUCUAAACAUAAAGACAUGGCACUGUAGCUGUACAAACAACCAGUACUACCUACCUGUUUGUAGUUCAGAGUGGAAUUUGCACAAUCACUGCCUGCCCUGGCAACCUCCUGAGCACAAGAGUAGAGGGGAUUUGGGUUGUAAAAGAUGUUCUUUACCAGACUCCUACUUCAAGAAGGUUUGAUGACUGACGUGAAAGUUAAGUGUGAGUAAAGUGUAAGGUGGCGGGCUGGAGGCUUGGGAAGUGCUGCCUGUUUUCAGCCUCAGCCUGUCUGUGAGGGGACAGUGGUGCUACACAGUUCAGGAGUCUCCAAGAAUGGUGGUGAAGGGUCCUGUGUGUGCAUAUCUACCUGUUAAUAGAGCACUCCAUGAGAUCAUUCCCUGUUGUGACUGACAAGCUGUCAGAUUCCCUCUGCUGUUUCUCACUGUCAGGCAUGUGGGCACAUAAUUGGCCAAAUCCUAAGUAUGAAGAACUGUUCCUUUCUUUUGCUUCCCCUCCUACCCUUAGUGACUUGAACUUGUGAGAGUACAUGAGACAGUGCUAACUGCACACCCUGCUGGUAGUUAUCCUGAGCCAGGUGGUAAAUCUUGAAUUAAGUAACAUCCUCAUCAGAAACCUGAAAUGCAGGGAUACUUCAGUGGCUUUUAUGCCCUGUACUCCUGCCUGGUCCAGUUACAAAGGAAGAACUAGAGAAUUUAUUCCCAUGUGCCAGUGUUUUUAAGUCCACUGAUGCUAUUUUUUAGGUCUAAAGCAGUGUUAGCUUUUGUUUUGGGAAAGUUCUUCCAUUCCUUUUACUUUGUGGAGAAUGAGGAGGCUCUUUGUUGUUACGGCAGAGUGAAAAGGGCAGGCUUUUUGACUUGUGAAUUAGCCUGGGCUCCUUUGAGUUUAAGAAACAGAGAAUCUAAACUGCACCAGCCUUUGCAAUUCCAAAAACUUCUGCACAUGUGAGCUGGGGAGAGUGAGUUUUGUGGUGUGAGUUUUAUUUAUUACUUCCUUUGUGAGGUCUCAUACAUGGGGGAAAGGAAAGCCUGAAGUGCUGUUUCACUGACUCCUGAAAGCUGUAUCACAUAGGCAGGCACAAGACUUUCUCAGCUCUGAUCCUUAGCAUACUUCACCCUUUUGCCCUCUUCAAAACCAUUUUGUUUCUGAAGUGAUUUAUUGUGUUUCUUAAUAGCUGUAGGAAGUCAAGAAAGACAAAUGUGUGGAUUUGAAGCUUAGAUAGAUUACCCCUGAGGUUGUGUGCUUCUAAUCAACAACAAAUGGCCACUGUACAGCCUAAAUGCAAAGUAAAUCAACUAAAAGAUCCAGAUACAGGUGUUUAAUCACAUACCUGCAUCAUGACAGCAAUUCAACACUAAUGAUCCUAUCAGAUAAUCACUUCCAAAGCCAUUUUAGCUUGAUGCCAGGGAAGGUGGUGUGAUGCCUUCUAUAUGUGGCAGGAUGCAAUCAUAUUCCUCAGAAUGACCUCAGGUACGUAUUAGUGAACAUGCAUUGGCUUUGCUUGCCCUGUGCAGCUGUGGUGUAAGAACACAGCUGGUUAACAUAUUGAGGCAGUCAGUAUUUGAAUUGUAAGGUCACAAGAGAAAUAAUCUGGUUAUUUAUGGUUUAGAAACUUCACAUUUCCAUUCUUCCUGUGUGAGUAUUCCCCCUGAACUGUUUAAACAGAACUGGAGCUUUGGAACAUGGCAUAGGUUUGAGUAUUGUGAGUGUUUAUGUGUCUAUAUAAAAUAUUUAUGUGAGAAGGUGUAUUAUAUAUUUCUAUUAAAAACUGGUUGCCAAAAUGAA